Fraxinus pennsylvanica is the source of this 498-nucleotide messenger RNA. NCBI's taxonomy places the organism in Eukaryota, Viridiplantae, Streptophyta, Magnoliopsida, Lamiales, Oleaceae. The record is from the annotation of a GenBank genome assembly.
AUGCAGAACAAUAGAGAAAUGGUGGAGAAACAGACUUACAAGAAGAAUAAGAAGAAUCCCAGAAAGAGAGAGACUUGCAAGAGUGAGAUUUUAGUCUGGUUGCAGCGACCACUGCUGAAUCCCAGAAAAAAAGAGACUUAUAAGAGUGAGAUUUUAGUCUGCAUGCAACAGCCACUGUUGAAUCCCAGAAAAAGAGAGACUUGUUCAAUCAAUACUUCAACAUACCUCGUCCUUGAUAAACAUAAACACAUCAGAUAUUGGCACAGACAUGAAACUUCAGUAGAUGUGCAAAUGAAGGAGAAUAGAGCAAAAGCUUGUGGAGGAUCUAGCAAUGCAGCGACAACGGUAUUGAAGGAAAAUUCCAGUCCUUUGAGCAAUAAAGAGGUUUUGAUUAUAGAUAGAAAGAUUUUGAGGAUGCAGAGUUUCAAGCAGCAUCCUUGUCUAUACAGCACUGAUUAUAAUUCUGAUGCAAUUUUCUUGUGCUAUCAGAGUACAUGA